AGUGGUUCUUGUGCCAAAUCUCGACAGUUAAGAGAAAUUCAUCCUCCGAGCAACGCCCCUUGCAGUCCUCCUGCGAUCACCAAAAAACCGCCCACCAUGUCGGAAUCUACACCGACAAAGGCCGUUGCGCCGACGGCCGCCAACAAGAACAAAAAGAAGGAAGACCAACGAGUGAUCGAAGCGCAAAAGACCUACGGCCGUGGCAAAGGCAUUCACACCAAUAAAGUGCGGGACAGGAAGCUGCGCAGCGAACUGAGGGCUGUCGAAGCCAAGUUCAAGGAGGCCGCUCUCAAAGCCAAGGAUGCGGAGAUCUUGCUGGAGCACGAAGCCGGUUUCAUCGAGACGGAGGGCGAGUUGGAACGGACGUACAAGGUUCGCCAGGCGGACAUCCGUGAUAAUGUGGGCAUCGAAACGGCCAAGAAGGGAUUUGAGCUUAAGUUGACUGAGCUGGGCCCCUACCGGUGCGAUUACACGAGGAACGGCCGUGAGCUGCUACUGGCGGGUCGCAAGGGUCAUGUUGCGACAAUGGACUGGCGGAAUGGCAAGCUGGGCUGCGAGUUGCAGUUGAACGAAACGGUGCGCGAUGCCCGGUGGCUGCACAACAACCAGUAUUUUGCGGUGGCGCAAAAAAGAUCCGUCUACAUCUACGACCACGCCGGUGUGGAGCUGCAUUGCCUCAACAAGCACCUCGAACCGCUCUUCCUCGAAUUCUUGCCCUACCACUUCCUUCUCGCUAGCGCGCAAAUGAGCGGUCAUCUCAAGUACACCGACACCUCGACCGGUCAGAUGGUGGCUGAGCUUCCCACUCGCAUGGGUGCGCCGACCUCCCUCGCUCAGAACCCCUGGAACGCCAUCCUGCACGUCGGCCACCAGAACGGAAGUGUGACACUGUGGUCUCCAAACUCGCAAACCGCAUUAGUGAAGGCACUUGUACACCGCGGUCCGGUGCGCUCAAUGGCCAUCGACCGCCAGGGCCGGUAUAUGGUAUCGACGGGUCAAGACCAGAAGAUGAACGUGUGGGAUAUCCGAAUGUUCCGGGAGGUGCACUCGUACUCGUGCUACCAGCCGGGCGCGUCCGUGGCGAUCAGUGACCGCAACCUGACCGCUGUUGGCUGGGGCACCCAGGUCAGCGUGUGGCGCGGUUUGUUUGACGCGGCGCAGGCCGACCAGGGCAAGGUGCAGAGCCCCUACAUGGCGUGGGGCGGCGACGGCCAGCGCAUCGAGAACAUGCGCUGGUGCCCCUUCGAGGAUGUUCUUGGAGUCAGCCACGACCAGGGCUUCGCCAGCAUCAUCGUCCCCGGCGCGGGCGAGCCCAACUUCGACGCCCUGGAGGCAAACCCGUACGAGAACGUCAAGCAGCGGCAGGAGGCGGAGGUGCGCGGCCUGCUCAACAAGCUGCAGCCGGAUAUGAUUUCGCUGGACCCCAACUUUGUCGGAAAACUGGACACGAUCCGCGACCAGAAGAACCGCGAGGAGCGCGACCUCGACCGCAAGCCCGAGGACCCGAUGGAGAAACUCAAGAACCGCGGCCGCGGCCGCAACAGCGCAUUGCGCAAGUACCUCCGGAAAAAGGGCCGCCGCAAUGUCAUCGACGAGAAGCGUGUCAAGGCGGAGCUGCUGCACAAGGAGCGCACUGCGCGGGCCAAGGACAAGUUGCGUGCCGAGCGGCAGGAGCUGGGGCCUGCUCUGGCUCGCUUCGCGAAGAAGGAUAUGUAAAGACACGUUGCUUUGUCUCCUUGGUUUGUAUUUUCAUUUUUCUCACUUGGGGCUUGUGGGUGUUCAUCCUGCGAUUUUGGAGCUCUCAGAUACCCUGGUGGUUGGAGCGCUGGCUUCCAUCGCUGUUGUAUUUUUCUUUUGACAUUUCAUGAACUGCAUAUUCCCGGCGUUGAGGGUUAGCGGAGUGAAGAGAGAAAAAAAAAAGUUAUAAAUCUUGUAUAUCCAAUUAAAAGAAAUGUGCAAAUG
Molecule: messenger RNA, 1962 nt
Organism: Aspergillus saccharolyticus JOP 1030-1
Lineage: Eukaryota; Fungi; Ascomycota; Eurotiomycetes; Eurotiales; Aspergillaceae
Product: WDR46/Utp7 family WD40 repeat domain-containing protein
Exons: 2
Coding region: 97-1716 (539 amino acids)
Biological process (GO): maturation of SSU-rRNA from tricistronic rRNA transcript (SSU-rRNA, 5.8S rRNA, LSU-rRNA)
Cellular component (GO): 90S preribosome; small-subunit processome; nucleolus
Molecular function (GO): protein binding
Source: RefSeq, a predicted model, not a curated record